Messenger RNA from Cicer arietinum (chickpea), 1156 nucleotides. RefSeq lists its product as uncharacterized. The record is from RefSeq and is a predicted model, not a curated record. NCBI's taxonomy places the organism in Eukaryota, Viridiplantae, Streptophyta, Magnoliopsida, Fabales, Fabaceae.
GUGAUGCAACUAAAUUUAAAGAAUUCCAAAAAUUAAAAUUGAUCCUCUUAUUUUUGUGCUACUCUCAUCUCAACACAUUAUUUUGGCGCGUAGUAAAAUUGAGUUUUGAAUUUCCCCGUUCCGGGCGAUGAAGUUUCGCGAGUGUGACACACACUCGCAUUGAUCUUCUUGAAUCCUACUUACUUUAUUUGAAAACAAACACCACUCGGCAUUUCAAUCAAAUUCUCACUCACUCACUCAGCGCAAUGAACUCAAAAAAGAAAUCCACACCGAUUAGGGUUUUCGGACAGCGAUCCAUUACUUCAACCUUUCGCACUCUCCCACCUAAUUCCUCUCGUGAUUCCGAAGCAACUGGGAUAAAUCAACCACCGCAAAAGACCCAACCUGCGCAUCUCUCGCUUUCGCACUUCCUCGACCGCAAACUGCAAAAACCUUCUACACUUCCUCAAACAGUUCCGGGGAAGUUGACGCCUUUUAAAUCACCUCUGGGUUUGAGGAUACCAACCAUUGAGCAGCAGGUUGGAAGUGUCAAGCAAGUUGAAGAAGAGAGAAAGGCUGCAACCACUGAUGAUAAGGUGAUUUUUGAAAUGUUCAAGCAUACUGACGAAGAGGGAAAAAGCGACUUUGUUAUUCCAUUCGAUGUUGAUGAAUUAGAACAUUCAGUGACAGAUAAUGUUCAAGAGUCAAGGAAAAGGAAAAAUCCAUUUGAAGGUGGAAAUGAGAACCAAACUGUUCGAAAGCAUGUGGUAGUUCUUGGAGGUGAAUCAAGAUUGAAGCCAAAAAAGCAGAUAAAAAAUGACUCCAGCAACAUAAAGCAAAAACCUUAUAAUCACUAUGCAAAUGGUCGAGGCUGGUGGGACUAUGACAUGGAAGGUGUUGAUAAUGAGGAAGUGGGGUUCAGUGAAGUAUGGGAGGGGGUGGGAUCCACCACGCUUGGAGGUAUAGCAGAUUGGCAUUGAUGUUGAUAUUAUAUGUUUGUUUCUCACAAACGUUUGUACUGUGACUUAGUUUAGCUUUGAGAUCAAUAGCUGCAUACACUCAUUUGUUCUGUGUAGAAGAGAAAGUCCCUAAAAGUGUGUAGAUUCUUAAUUGACUUUAAUCUAUUUAUUUUACUCCAAAUCCAAAUCACACGUUGAAAGUGUUACUUGUCUUCGAA